AUGGUACUCAAUUUGAAUAUAAUUUUCUUCCUAGCCUUGUAUUCCUUGCCUGCAGUGAAAAGUUCAAUGGUACAUUUGAAAAACAACAGAUAUGAUGGCAUUGUGAUUGCAAUUAAUCCCAGUGUCCCUGAAGAUGAAAAACUCAUUCAAAACAUAAAGGAAAUGGUGACUGAAGCUUCUAUAUAUCUGUUCCAUGCUACCAAACGAAGGGUUUACUUCAGGAACAUAAGCAUCUUAAUUCCGAUGACCUGGAAAUCAAAAUCUGAGUACUCAAUGCCAAAACAAGAAUCAUACGAUAAGGCAGAUGUCAUAGUUGCUAAUCCUUACGUAAAAUAUGGAGAUGAUCCCUAUACACUUCAAUAUGGACAAUGUGGAGAGAAGGGACAAUAUAUAUAUUUUACUCCAAAUUUUUUACUGACAAAUAAUUUGCCAAUCUAUGGACCCCGAGGCAGAGUAUUUGUCCAUGAGUGGGCCCAUCUCCGAUGGGGAAUAUUUGAUGAGUACAACAUGGACAAGCCGUUUUAUAUUUCCAGACAGAGCACCAUUGAAGCAACAAGAUGUUCAACUGGUAUUACUGGAACUAAUGCGGUUGUCAAAUGCCAAGGAGGCAGCUGCAUAACAAGGCCAUGCAGACGAGACUCACAAACAGGGCUGUUUGAAGCAAAAUGUGCAUUCAUCCCAGACAGAUCUCAGACUUCAAGAGAAUCUAUUAUGUUUAUGCAAAGUCUUGAUUCUGUGACUGAAUUUUGUACAAAAGAAACACACAAUACAGAAGCUCCAAAUCUACAAAACAAAAUGUGCUACCAGAAAAGUACAUGGGAUGUAAUUAUGAGCUCUGAUGAUUUUCAGAAAGCCUAUCCCUUGCCAGAAAAAUAUAUACCACCUCAUCCUACAUUUUCAUUGCUCAAAUCCAAACAGCGAGUGGUCUGCUUAGUUCUUGACAAAUCUGGAAGCAUGAGUUCAGAAGAUCGUCUGUUAUGAAUGAAUCAAGCCGCAGAACUAUAUUUGAUUCAAAUUAUUGAAAAGGGAUCCUUGGUUGGGAUGGUCACAUUUGACAGCAAUGCUUACAUCCAAAAUUAUCUAAGAAAGAUAACUGAUGAUAACGAUUACCAACAUAUUACUGCAAACCUGCCUCAAAGCGCUAAUGGUGGAACUUCUAUUUGCAAUGGACUCAAAGCAGGAUUUGAGGUAAUAAGAAAGGAUAACCAAAGCACUUUUGGUUCUGAAAUCAUACUACUAACAGAUGGGGAAGAUGAUGCUAUAAGUUCAUGCUUUAAGGAAGUAAAACAAAGUGGUGCAAUCAUCCACACCAUUGCUCUGGGACCUUCAGCAGCCAAAGAACUGGAGAGCCUUUCAAAUAUGACAGGAGGACUUCAGUUUUUUGCCAAUAAAGAUAUAAAUGGCCUUAUUGAUGCUUUUAGCAGAAUUUCAUCUAGGAGUGGCAGCAUUACUCAGCAGGCUAUUCAGCUGGAAAGUAAAGCCUUAAACAUUGCAGGAAAGAGGUGGAUAAAUGGCACCGUGCCUGUGGAUAGCACCAUUGGGAAUGACACUUUUUUUGUUGUCACAUGGACAACUAAAAUGCCAGACAUAGUUCUCCAAGAUCCCAAAGGAAAGAAAUAUAAUACCAGAAACUUUGAAAAAGACAAACUUAAUAUUAGGUCUGCCCGUCUUCGAAUACCUGGUAUUGCAGAGACAGGCACUUGGAUUUACAGACUUGAAAAUAAAGAUGUCCACUCUCAGCUGCUAACAGUGACGGUGACCACAAGAGCAAGAAGCCCUACCACACUCCCAGUAAUAGCAAUUGCUCACAUGAGUCAAAAUACAGCACAUUACCCUAGCCCAGUGAUCAUUUAUGCAUGAGUCAGUCAAGGUUUUUUGCCAGUUCUAGGAAUUAAUGUAACAGCCAUUAUAGAAAAUGAAGAUGGACAUCAAGUAACAUUGGAACUUUGGGACAAUGGUGCAGGUGCUGAUACCGUCAAGAAUGACGGCAUCUAUUCAAGAUAUUUUACAGAUUACCAUGGAAAUGGUAGAUACAGUUUAAAAGUACAUGCCCAGGGAAGAAAAAAUAUGUCUAGGUUAAGUUUAAGAUCACAGAACAAAGCUCUGUAUGUACCAGGCUAUGUUGAAAAUGGUAAAAUUAUACUGAAUCCACCCAAACCAGAAGUGGAAAAUUUCAUGGGAGAAAUUCAAGUCGAAGACUUUAACAGACUAACCUCUGGAGAAUCAUUUGUUGUAUCAGGAGCUCCUCCUCCUGGUAAUAAUACUCAUGUGUUCCCACCUAGUAAAAUUACAGACCUUGAGGCCAAAUUUAAAGAGGAUAAUAUUCAACUUUCAUGGACUGCCCCUGGAAAAGUCCUUGAUAAAGGAAAAGCUAGUAGCUACAUUAUAAGAAUAAGUGAGUGUUUCCUGGAUCUCCGAAAUUAUUUUGACAAUGCUGCUUUAGUGAAUACAUCUAGUCUGAUGCCUCAAGAAGCUGGCUCAAGAGAAUGCUUUGAAUUUAAACCAGAACCAUUUAAAGCAGAAAAUGGCACUAAAUUAUAUAUUGCAAUUCAAUCCAUCUAUGAAAGCAAUCUCACCUCAAAUGUUUCUAAUAUUGCCCAAGCAAACAAGAUUAUUCUUCGACCAGAACCCAGUGUCCCAGCUCUGGGCAACAGUAUUUCUGCAAUCAAUUUGGCAACUUUGGGAUUAGCUGUGGUUUUGUCUUUAUUUUAA
Suncus etruscus (white-toothed pygmy shrew) is the source of this 2712-nucleotide messenger RNA. Its product is annotated as calcium-activated chloride channel regulator 1-like. Gene Ontology annotation, biological process: chloride transport. The record is from RefSeq and is a predicted model, not a curated record. Lineage: Eukaryota; Metazoa; Chordata; Mammalia; Eulipotyphla; Soricidae. The transcript is spliced from 14 exons. Gene Ontology annotation, molecular function: intracellularly calcium-gated chloride channel activity.